ACAUUCUCCGUUUUCUGCAUUCAAAACGCAAAGCACAACACAAGGCACUCUUUUUAGUGUGAAAACUGAAACCUCCAUGGAUUAUCCCCAAACAGGACAUCCUCAUGGCCAUCAUUACGAGGAAGACCCCCACAGCGUUGGGCUACAUUCUGCGACGGAAGGUGAGGAUCACCAUGAGAAGAAGUCGGUUCUGAAGAAGGUGAAGGACAAGGCCAAGAAGAUAAAGGACACCAUUACAAAGCAUGGCCAUGGCCAGCAUCACGAUGAACAUGGUCAGGAGUUUGAUGAAGAGGAUGAUGAGGAUGAAGAAAUGGCGGAAGAACAGGGUGGACAGAAAUAUGAGUCAACUGUUAUUAAAAGCAGAACCAUCCCAAUGGAAGAAUUGUAUGCAGGGCAAAGUGGGCCAACUUUGGAAAGAACAACAGCCAUGAAAGAGGACCCUCUUGUUCCAAAAGACGCGACAACUACUCCAUUUCCAAGCCAGACUCCUGGGAAAGAGGACACUUCAAGGCAGUAUGGGGACAAUCUGGGAAGGCCAACGGCAAUGGAGGAUCACCCUUAUGCCCCGGAUAACACACCCCAAACCUUUUCUGUUGAGCCAUAUUCAACUACAAGGCUUGAUGAGCAUCCGAAAGAGGGAAACCCGGAGAAAUCUAGAGUCAAUUUAGGAGCAUCAAUGGGUUUAGAGGAGAAUCCUCACGCGCCGAAGGAUAGGCCAGAAGCAGUUGAUCCUCCCAACUAUCAGACCAAGGUCGCUGAUCCAACUGGUGAUGGUGGUGAAGAAGUGGUAAUCGCUCCCAUUAUUAGUUCUUUUGACAAAAUAAGUGUACAGGAUAAGCCAGAACAACCGUUUGCUACUAGGACAGGAAGCCAUGACCAGUUCUCUCCAGAGCCACUUCCCGCCGAGACCAAAACCACAGAAGAUCCCCAGGAUACCAACAAUGCUGAGAAGCCAUCCAACGAGAAAACAUACACCGAAAAGAUCUCAACUGCAGCAAUAUCUGCAAAGAACACUGUAGCUUCAAAGCUUGGAUAUGGAGGGACCGACAAAGGAGAGGAAACGCAUGAAGGAGGCGACCAAACUGCUAAAAAAACUUCCUCCGUAACUGAAUAUGGUAAGAAAAUUGCAAACACAUUGACUGAAACGCUUUCGCCUGUGUAUGGGAAGGUGGCAGAAGCAGGAAGUGCAGUGAAGUCCAAGGUGCAAGGCACUGGUUCGGAAAGAGAAGGGCCUAAAGAGCAUGACAAGGGUUCUGAACCGGAGGGCUGCAGAGCACCAGAUAAUGUAGUCUCAAUGAAGGCCUAUUUGGCUGAGAAGUUGAAGCCCAGCGAUGAAGACAGGGCCCUUUCUGAGGUUAUUUCGGAUGCGUUGCAGAAGAGGAAGCAAGAGCCUGAGCUUGAGACUAAGUCUAAGCCAAUGGGGAAGGUGACAGAGUCGGAGGAGGUGGCGAGGAGGCUGGGCACCGAAAAUAAGCCUUCAGGGGAAGCCUCUGAUUCUGGAGACGUGAAAUUUGAUUCUUCGAGCAAUGUGAACUCUGGGUCUGGUGUGGUGGAUAAGCUUAGAGGGGCAGUUAGUUCAUGGCUUGGGAAAGGAGGAGACUCACAGACACGCCCACAGCCCAUUGGUAAUGGAUUAUGCCACUAUUUACUCCUUUUUUUUUUUAAUUAUUUUUUUGGGAGUUUUUCAGCUUGCAGAUGUGACUUUUUUUCCCUUCUUUCUUUGGGAGUUUUAGCAGGCAAUGAAGGUUUUUCCACUUCUGGCAAUGGGGGAGAAAGGCAAGGAAAUGACGUUGCGAAGGAUAAAAGAACUUAGGCGCAUUGGAAAUGAAGUACUUGUGUUAGCGUCCAUGUUGUGUGCUCUGUUUUUUCAUGGUAAAUAAGUGAAUAGACACUAUUCAUGUGUAUAAGUAGACUCUUCAUGUGGAUGAUGUAAUAUGUAGUCUGUCAUGAAAAUCUGAGUUUUACGAGGAGAAGAUGUAAUGAGGACGAGUAAUUUGUGGGUUUGUCACUACAGUAUGUGUAAUUAUUAAUCAAGUCAAAAGGGAUGUUUAGUGUGCCCCUUCAAUAA
This is a messenger RNA of Vitis vinifera (wine grape), 2068 nucleotides long. RefSeq names its product low-temperature-induced 65 kDa protein. Gene Ontology annotation, biological process: response to stress; response to abscisic acid. The transcript is spliced from 4 exons. The record is from RefSeq and is a predicted model, not a curated record. Lineage: Eukaryota; Viridiplantae; Streptophyta; Magnoliopsida; Vitales; Vitaceae. Bases 77 to 1813 code for a protein of 578 amino acids.